Messenger RNA from Myxozyma melibiosi, 2238 nucleotides. RefSeq names its product major facilitator superfamily domain-containing protein. Gene Ontology annotation, cellular component: membrane. Gene Ontology annotation, molecular function: transmembrane transporter activity. Lineage: Eukaryota; Fungi; Ascomycota; Lipomycetes; Lipomycetales; Lipomycetaceae. The transcript is spliced from 2 exons. Gene Ontology annotation, biological process: transmembrane transport. The coding region runs from base 401 to 2008 and encodes 535 amino acids. The record is from RefSeq and is a predicted model, not a curated record.
UGGAACCGGCCGUCAGCGGGCACAGCGCGAACAGCAUAGUUAUGACGCGAAAUGUGCUAAGAGUGUGUAGCGAUUGCGCAAUACACGCUAAACCGAGGCUAGUCCCAAUCUAGUUAGUGCCCAAUGACUCAAGGAGUAAUUAAGAUUUUAGAGUGGGAGAGUCAUCAAUUGGACUAACCCGAUCAGGCUACACGUCUUGGAACUCAGGGGUUUGAGCUCAGAAGCUGAUCUCGGAGCUGAAAAAACUGGUACGCGCGAGUUGGAUGAGAAAUCCUCGAGGCAGCUCAGAGGCAGAACAGCGGCCCUCGAAUAAAUACUUUCGCGGUGCCCCCCCGGUCGGUCUUGUUUCUGUCCAUCCGCGAUCUCUGAAGCACCUCCCUGACUCUACCCAGUCGUCACCAUGUCUGCUCCAAUUCCUCUCGCCGACUCUAUCAACAGUGCGCGCUCCGACGAGAAAAUCGAAGGCCAUCUGGCAGACAUUGGCAUCGACCGAUCGUCUGACGAGAGCGUCUACUACGCCGAAGAUGACGAGCGCGACCCCGAUGUCAUCCUCGCUCGAUUUCUGAAGCUCGGCACCAGUGCCUGGACGCCCGAGGAAGAGGCCAAAGUCACGCGGAAGACCGACUGGCGUGUGAUGCUGUGGGCCUGUAUCAUGUUCUUCUCGCUCGAGCUCGAUCGUGCCAACAUCUCGAACGUGUUGACGACUGAUUUCCUGGAAAACGUGAAUAUGACUACCCAGGACUACAAUCUUGGCCAGACUGUGUUUCUGAUCACCUUCUUGGUGAUGGAGAUCCCCUCGCAGCUGCUCAUUCGGUACCUCGGGCCCGAGGUGUGGCUUCCGUUCAUGAUGUCUGCUUGGGGAAUCGUCGCCAUGUGCCAGGCAUUCAUCAAGAGCCGAUCGGUGUACUUGCUUCUUCGCGCUCUGCUCGGUGCCUGCGAGGGCGGAUUCAUCCCUGGUCUUGUGCUUUACCUGUCAUCGUUUUACAAGUCACACGAGCUGGCUGUCCGAUACUCCUGGAUCUGGAGUUCCUCGCAGCUGACGGAUGUGGUCUCUUCCCUUCUCGCGGUCGGAAUCCUGCAGAUGAAGAACGUUCACGGAUGGUGGGAUUGGCAGUGGCUUUUCCUCAUCGAGGGUCUUUUGACCGCUGUCAUUGGCAUCUCCACCGCGUUCGUCAUGCCCUCUGUGCGCAAGAAAAACAUCUCGCGCGUCUACACCCCUCGCGAGGUCGCUAUUCUCCGCGCCAAGGUCCUGCUUGACGACGAAUCCAAGCUCCGCUCGCUCGAUCGCCACCCGCACUUUUCGUUCAACAUCCGCACGAUCGUCAUGUCGCUCUUCGACCUUUACCUGUUCCCGCUCUACUUUUUGGGAUUCUUUGGCUUCAUUCCGUCGUUGCAGGGCAAGUCGUACCUGACUAUCAAUCUCAAGGCGAUGAAGUUCACUACUCUGCAGAGCAACUUGCUCGCUAUUCCGGGCUCGUUGAUUUGCAUCGUCUGCAUGCUCACAAUCUCCAAGAUCUCGGACUGGAGAAAGACUCGAUGGGUGUUCCCUAUCGUUGCGUCGCUUUGGGUUAUCCCGAACUUGAUUGCAUUGAUUGCUCUACCAGACGACGCCUCGCGUUGGUCGCGAUACGUGUGCCUGACGCUGAUUGUCGGAUACCCUUACUUCCACCCGAUCAUGAUCGCCUGGAUCUCGCAGAACUCGAACGACCACGAGCACCGCACGAUCGCGGCGGCAUGGUACAACAUCUUUGUGCAGUGCGGCAAGAUCGCGGGAUCCAACAUCUACCAGGCAAAGGACAAGCCGUUCUACCACACCGGUAACUCGGCGUUGAUUGGUAUUGCUGUCGCGAACGCGUUGACGGCUGUCGGAGUGAAGGUUCUGUACUCGUACACCAACAAGAAGAGAUCUAAUAAGUUGGCGGAGAUGACGCCCGAGCAGUUUGAAGAGUACCAGAGCUCGACGAAGGACAAGGGCAACCGUCGUCUCGAUUUCAAGCUAUACACUUAAAAAUUUGUUCUUGAUCAAGCAUCUGCAUUUGCUGAUAUAUAUAUGUUUUAUUUGUUUAUGUUUUAUAUGUUCUAUAUGUUUUCAGGAGGGCUGCUUAUGUUAGAAUAUGUUGGAAGGUCCGGAUUGUUUGCUCAUGUUUAUGUUUCAUAUAUUGAUUUUGGGAUUCUUUGGCGUUAUGCAUCAGUUAUGUCUAGACUUUAGAUGAAAAAAUCAUUCAUUAUACAGAACUA